Messenger RNA from Cynocephalus volans (Philippine flying lemur), 2019 nucleotides. It is a transcript of the gene DUS4L, whose product is annotated as dihydrouridine synthase 4 like. Gene Ontology annotation, molecular function: tRNA dihydrouridine synthase activity; flavin adenine dinucleotide binding. The record is from RefSeq and is a predicted model, not a curated record. The coding region runs from base 811 to 1761 and encodes 316 amino acids. The transcript has 7 exons. NCBI's taxonomy places the organism in Eukaryota, Metazoa, Chordata, Mammalia, Dermoptera, Cynocephalidae. Gene Ontology annotation, biological process: tRNA processing.
AUCGGCUCUGUGUCGGCGGCUGGACCGAACCUGGCUGGGAGCCGCGUGGGUACCGGAGCAAGCGGACGCCGUGGGCCCAGAGCACCAAGGAAGCAGAGGCCGCUGGGCCGGCGGAGCCUCCGCUGUCUCUCGCCGCAGCUCCUGGCCGCGACCCCGGGUCUGGCAUCCUUCCCUAGACCAAGGAGAAGGUGGGCAACAGGACGUGGCCGUAGUGCUCGUCUCUAAAGCAAGUAUUAAACCUAAAAACAGGGACCUCACGCCGCGGGAAAAGAGAGCGGAGCUUUCUGGGAGCUGCUUGCUACCCAGCUGUAUGUGUCCCACGCCUUGAUGCGCAACCCUGGGGCAAAAGCAGGUGGUUAAAGCUUGGGAAGAAAAGUUGCCGGAGAUGAACCGUGAGAAGAAUUAGGGAGAAGUCGGUGAAGAACGAAGACUGAAUCAGGAAAAGACACUUGGGACUCAUUGUCUCUGGCCUCCCUCCCACGAGACCUUGACCUUUCUCUUCUUCUACCUUUUUCUCUCAGUUUAAGCCACGUGCUAUGAGUGACGCCAAACUUUUUUAAUUCCAAAAAUGGAUUGUCGGUACCUAAACUGACAGUAUUGACGCUGUAAAAUCAUCGAGUUGGUUCUCAUUGUAUCUUCGCUCCUAAUAUAUCUGCUUUAUUGACUUACAUUUCUCCCAGUAUAAAUACUGAUAAAUUAAUAGCGUCAACCACACAUAUGCAAGAAAGUCUUAAGCAUUUCUUCGUAAAAAGAAAGAAGCUGUAAAAUAACUUCCAUCUUGUGCAGUAGAUUUGAAACAAACCUGUAUUCAUGAAGAGUGACUGCAUACAAACCACAUGCCAAGAAAGAAAAAAAGAUCCAUUAGAAAUGUUUCAUUCUGGGCAGCUGAUAAAAGUCUGUGCCCCAAUGGUUCGAUAUUCUAAGUUGGCUUUUAGAACACUAGUAAGAAAAUACGGUUGUGAUCUGUGUUAUACACCAAUGAUAGUUGCCGCUGAUUUUGUCAGAUCUAUAAAAGCCAGAGACAGUGAAUUUACCACAAACCAAGGUGAUUGCCCAUUGAUUGUUCAGUUUGCUGCUAAUGAUGCAAGACUUUUAUCUGAUGCUGCUCGUACAGUCUGUCCUUAUGCGAACGGAAUAGACAUUAACUGUGGUUGCCCUCAGAGGUGGGCGAUGGCAGAAGGUUAUGGGGCUUGCUUAAUAAACAAGCCAGAGCUUGUUCAAGAUAUGGUGAAACAAGUAAGAAAUCAAGUGGAAAACCCUCGAUUUUCAGUUUCUAUUAAAAUAAGGAUCCAUGAUGACCUUACAAGAACUGUAGAUCUUUGUCGAAAGGCUGAAGCAACAGGAGUUUCCUGGAUUACGGUCCAUGGAAGGACUGUUGAAGAAAGACAUCAGCCAGUCCACUAUGAUGCCAUUAAAAUAAUUAAGGAAAAUGUGUCUAUACCUGUAAUUGCUAAUGGAGACAUCAGAAGCUUAAAAGAAGCAGAAAAUGUGUGGCAGAUUACUGGGACUGAUGGUGUGAUGGUUGCAAGAGGACUGUUAGCAAACCCGGCCAUGUUUGCUGGAUAUGAGGAAACCCCACUGAAAUGCAUCUGGGACUGGGUUGACAUUGCUCUUGAACUCGGAACACCUUAUAUGUGUUUCCAUCAACAUUUAAUGUACAUGAUGGAAAAGAUAACUUCAAAGCAGGAAAAAAGAAUAUUUAAUGCUCUGUCAAGCACAUCAGCAAUCUUAGAUUACCUUACAGACCAUUAUGGCAUUUGACUGGACUUCUUAAAUUAUUUUAAUAUACACUUUAUACAUACAGUGAAAUCACACAAGGUCAUAUCUUGGUUUUUACUUUGUCAGUCGCUCUCGAACUUUAGUUUAAAAAUAAUUCCUGGGAACAUUUUUAAAAAUUGGUCCUAUACUUCAUCUCAGAGGUUCUGAUUCAGUAAAUCUGGAGUGGACCCAGAAAUUUAUAGUUUUAAAGAAGACCCCAAGUCAUUCAAACAUCCUGGUCAUCCUAGGUGCAAACAUUGA